UGGAGUAAUCAAAGUUGGAGCUGGAUCUUCUUAUCCUAUUAAUUAAUGUCAUGCAAACAAUCUCUGCGCUAUCUGAAUAAUAAGAGUAAACAAUUAUUUGGGUUGAAAACUUGGAAAUAGAAUGAUGUUAAUUUGUAAGAAUUGACUGAUCUGAGUUUGUGCCAACCACGGCGGAGUUUGUAAUUAAAACAUCUCUUUCAAUCCUACAAUCUUAUCGUCAGCAAGCAAAGACCACAGCCAUGAUUGAAGUCCACAAAGAUAAUUGCUACUGAACCGUGUCAGACUUGGCUUUUAGUGUGAAGGUGAAAUGUGCAGCUUUAAACUAUUCAAGGCAGACCUCCUUACCUGACAACAAAAAAUGUUAAAAAAAAUAUCAGCAAGAAAGAUGCCACAUCCUGCAGGUUCUGCAGUUGCAGUAGUGUUCAUUGUCCAACUCUCCCAUCCCUCUCCACCCCAUUUUUACUUGCACCAUCUUUCUAGUUUCUCCUAUCCCUCUCCACCCCAUAUAGUACCUUGGCACCAUGAAAACUAAUCAACCAAAGCUUAAGACCCACCUCUUCUCUUGUGGGUUUUUCCGCCAUUGUACUCAAACUGUUGUCAGCCCAACAGGCAGUAGUACCCCUCACCCCCCAACUUUUCCUCUCUCACAAUCUGACCCAAUUCUCCCAUCACCACCGCCGCCACCGCCACAACAACUCGACACGCUUCCCCUGCCACCACCGCCACUUCACCGACCCUCGCAACCCGACUCCUCUUCAUCAUCCUCAUCCUCCUCAACCUCCCAAAGCUUCACCCAGUGGAAGUUCCCACUCCCACAUUCACCCAUCCUUCCCAACCCGAAUCAACCACACGGAUUCGACCCGGUACCCCAACCCAUUACCCAUUACGGGCCACCACCUCCACCCAUUUCAUCCACAGAACUCCAGGAACUAUUCCACGUUGCGGAGCUCCAACUCAGCACCGGGUCGGAUCCGGACCAACUCGCGGCGCUGCAACUCUUGGAGCGGUCACUCGUCCCAAACCCGCCAUCCGACCCGGAGUGUCCGCCCGAACUGAUGCGCGGGGUAGUGAGGAAUUUGAAAACCAAAGCUGGAGCAAAGCCCGCAACGAAGAUACUGUUAGCGCUUUGCUUAGCGGAGGGGAACCGCCACGUGGCGGUGGAGGCAGGUGCGGUGGGAGCAGUGAUUGAGAUAGCGGCGGAGCUGGACGACGCGGCGGCCGAGCGUGCGUUGGCGGCUUUAGAGCUAAUGUGCACGGUGGCGGAGGGUGCGGCGGAGCUGAGAGCACACGCUCUGGCAGUGCCGGUGAUGGUGGCGACGAUGGGGAGAAUGGCGGCGCGUGCAAAGGAGUACGCUAUCAGUGUUCUGUCUGUGAUGUACGGUGGAGGUGCGUUAGAGGACCAGGGGGCUCCGCCGGUAGAGGAGGUGGCGCGUGCGGUGGCGUUGGCAUUGCAAGGGAAUUGUAGUGCUAGGGGAAGGAGAAAAGGGGGCCAACUGUUGAAAGUGCUUCAAGAACAACAAGAUGAUGAAGAAAAAGAUGAAGAAGGUGAAGGUGAAGAGAAUGAGAACUGAUUUGUCUGUUGUGGUAGCUUGAACUGGGAGAGUACAGUCGAGUUGGUCUAAGUGUUGGAGUAAUUAGCCGGUAAUCUCGGAGCAAAUCUCAUAGCAUGGAGAAUAGUGAUCAUUUUUCUUACAUUUACAAUGGGGUUCACUUGUUAAAUUCAUAAUAAAGUCUAUUGUGAAUGUAAGAGAGGGGAACACUAUUUUCCUAUGUCGUAUGUAUACUAUAAUACCAACUAAAUGUUAGUGUUGGAAAGUGAACGUGAAUAGAUUGUAUCCUAGUUGUGUGAUCCUAAAUUCUGCCUUCCAUAAUUUUCA
Quercus lobata is the source of this 1877-nucleotide messenger RNA. RefSeq names its product ARM repeat superfamily protein. NCBI's taxonomy places the organism in Eukaryota, Viridiplantae, Streptophyta, Magnoliopsida, Fagales, Fagaceae. The transcript has a single exon. Bases 522 to 1571 code for a protein of 349 amino acids. The record is from RefSeq and is a predicted model, not a curated record.